AUGAACUCAAGGAAAAACUGCAGGACUUUGUGUCGGAAGCAAACAGCCAGCGUCCGGGAUUCAUCAAGAUAGUGCGGCAUGCCAAGCAGGAGGGGUUGAUCCGGUCCCGAGUGAGUGGAUGGAGGGCUGCCACUGCCCCAGUUGUUGCCCUGUUUGAUGCCCACGUUGAGUUUAAUGUUGGCUGGGCUGAACCAAUUCUACUGAGAAUUAAAGAGGACAGAACACGCAUAAUCUCCCCAUCAUUUGACAACAUCAAGUAUGACACAUUUGAGAUUGAGGAAUACCCACUGUCCGCUCAGGGCUUUGACUGGGAACUAUGGUGCCGUUAUCUCAAUCCUCCCAAGUCCUGGUGGCACAGGGGCAACAGAAGUGCCCCGAUACAGAGCCCUGCUCUGAUUGGCUGCUUUGUGGUGGACCGACUUUACUUUGAGGAGAUUGGACUGCUGGAUGAAGGCAUGGAGGUGUAUGGGGGAGAAAAUGUGGAGCUGGGCAUCAGGGUGUGGCAGUGUGGUGGUAGUGUGGAGGUCCUGCCCUGCGCUCGUAUAGCCCACAUAGAACGUGCACACAAACCAUAUACUGAUGAUCUGACGUCUCAUGUUCGGCGAAAUGCUCUCAGAGUCGCAGAGGUUUGGAUGGAUGAGUUCAAAAGCCACGUCUAUAUGGCUUGGAAUGUCCCCAUUGAGGACCCAGGGAUUGAUAUUGGAAACAUCUCAGAGAGGAAAGCACUGAGGAAGAGGCUGCAGUGUAAAACAUUUCGCUGGUACCUGGUUAACAUCUACCCUGAGAUGAGGAUGUACAGCGACACCAUCGCAUAUGGAGUGUUAAAGAACUCCCUAAAGAAUGAUCUGUGUCUGGACCAGGGACCAGAUAAUGACAACGUCCCCAUCCUGUAUCUUUGUCAUGGGAUGACACCGCAGAAUGUCUACUACACCAGUAACCAACAAUUCCUUGUUGGGCUGCUCAGUCCCACCAUUGAUGAUGAUGACAACAAGUGCCUGGUAGAUGUCAAUGGCAGGCCACGCCUCAUUGAGUGUAGCUACGCUGCAGCCAAACGCAUGAAGGUCCACUGGCUCUUUACUCAGGGAGGAUCCAUUCAGAACAGAAAAUCAAAGAGAUGCCUGGAGCUUGUGGUGAGCAGCGACAAUGAGUUCGGCUACCAACUGGCUCUGCAGAAAUGCACUGGACAGAAAUGGUUCAUCACAAAUGUGUUGUUUAGCAACUUGCUAUGAUCGAGUGCCGGAUGAAAACACUGGAUUCUUUUUUAGAACAUGUCUGUGACCUGGCUGCAUAUCAGUGCUGUGUGAAGAAUGGGAGGCAGGAAAGCACUACAUGGUUGGAUAAGUUCAUUUUGAGCCUUGAUGUCCUCUGAUAAGUGGCCAUCAUUUCAUCCUGAAUGUUAAACAUUUUAUUUCACCAAACGGAUCAGCCAUAGGUUACAGAUAUUUUGCAUAUUUGACAAGAUAGUCUAUUUAGUAAAUUUAUGGUAAAUGUAUCUCUAGUCAGAUUUCUGUUGUUUAAACUUAUUUUAUUAAUUUAUUUUGGUUAAAUUUGCUACUGUGUAGCAAGCUUUAUAAUUGUUUUUUUCUUUUUUUAGUGCCUCAGGUUUGUAGAUGUAAUAUUUCAUGAAGCUGUACAGGUGUGAGAAAAGUAAAAGAAAAAUGGUAACAUGAUAUUUUAUAUAUGUAAAAAUGAUUUCUUACAAGUAAUGAGCAAAAAACUGAUGGGAACUACUGAAUAUAAGUGCCUUUUAUAGUUGUUGCCCAAGGUACAUUCUGUGUGUCGUACCAUUGCUGAAAUUAAAAAGAUUUGCAACUAG
Molecule: messenger RNA, 1816 nt
Organism: Cyprinodon tularosa
Lineage: Eukaryota; Metazoa; Chordata; Actinopteri; Cyprinodontiformes; Cyprinodontidae
Gene: galnt18b
Product: UDP-N-acetyl-alpha-D-galactosamine:polypeptide N-acetylgalactosaminyltransferase 18b
Exons: 8
Cellular component (GO): Golgi apparatus
Source: RefSeq, a predicted model, not a curated record